GAGGACGUGAUGUUUACAUAAACCCUGGGUCAUACAUAUCUUUGAUCUUUGGCUGUGGGCCGGAGCGGAACCUUGUUUGCAACCAGUGUGAGAAUCGGGGCGCUUAUCAGAGAAGUGCUGCGUUUCAAGCAAUCAGGCUGCCCAGCUAGCUGCCCUUCCAAAUCCGAACAACAAACCAUGUCUGCAGGCUAUAUGCCUCUCCCUCAGACCAGCACCCAAGCACUACACGACGACCGUAAUGAUUGUUCGUCUGACGCCGACGAAGCAUCAGUAUAUGAACCCCUAGUCCGUUCAGUCCUCGCUCCAGAGCAGGACGCACAUGCUGGCGUCAGGAAAGUCGAGGCUGCACAGCGUGUAUAUGGCCGUUACUCCCGUUGGUGUCUCUUCGUCGGUCUUGGACUUGCGUCAUAUAUAUACUCCCUUGACGCAUCGACAACUUAUGCAUACCUUACAUUCGCUACUUCAUAUUUCGGCGAGCACAGCCUUAUCAGUUCGAUCACCGUCGCCCAGUCGCUCAUUGUUGCUGUUGGUAAACCUGUAAUCGCUAAAGUCGCAGACGUCUCUUCGCGAGGCACCGCUUAUGUUAGUGUGUUGAUCUUUUACGUUCUCGGCUAUACCGUAAUAGCUUCUGCCCCUAAUGUUAGUGCCAUAGCUGGGGGCAUUGUACUGUACGCCGUUGGAUACACCGGAUUGCAACUACUCACACAGAUUAUCAUCGCUGACAUCACCACCCUCGCAUGGCGUGGACUUGUCGUCUCCCUCGUCUCAGCACCAUUCCUAAUCAAUGCAUUUAUCGGCUCAAUCAUAUCCUCUGCAGUCCUCAAGAGUAUUGGUUGGAGAUGGGGCUAUGGCAUGUUUGCCAUCCUUGUCCCUGUCUCCCUUGCGCCCCUUAUUAUCACUCUUCUGUGGGCAGAACGUAGGGCCAAAAAGCUUGAUAUUCUCGACUCCUCAAAAUCACGCAGUCGUAGCAACUCAAGACAGCCAAGCCUCCCAGAUAGUUCUGGAUCCAUGAUGGCUCACUUCCUUCGGUCCGCUGAACAGCUUGACCUAGUCGGACUCGUCCUUCUCGGGCUCGCAGUUUCACUGACCUUACUUCCAUUGACAAUUAGUCGGACUGGGGCAGGAUACUGGAAGAAUGGCUCGAUCAUUGCAAUGCUUGUCAUGGGAGUUGUGCUUCUUGCCGUGUUCGCAGUCUGGGAUCUACGUUACGCUAGUAGGCCCGUGAUCGCUCCGCGGUUUGUCAGGAAUAGAAGUGUUGUAUGUGCGGCGUUCAUCGGCUUUUUUGACUUCAUGUCAUACUACCUCACGUAUACGUAUCUGUAUUCAUUUGUCCUAGUAGUGAAACCUUGGUCCCUCGUAAACGCGACGUACUUCAUUCAAAUCCAAUCUGUUGCACUGACAUUCUUUGGCAUUCUUGCGGGUAUCAGUAUGCGUUUCCUCCAUCGCUACAAGUAUGUACUCGUCAUCGGACUCGUGAUCCGUCUAGCGGGUGUUGCAUUGAUGAUCCAUUCGCGUGGUGGCAAUGCCUCAGAUGCUGAGCUCGUAUGGACCCAAAUCCUUCAAGGUUUCGGCGGAGGUUUUGCCGCUGUCUCUUCACAAGUAGGAGCACAAGCAUCCGUGUCUCACGCAGACGUGGCGAUCAUCACGGCGGUCGUCCUCCUAGUGACUGAGAUCGGGGGCGCAGUUGGGAACGCAUGCGCCGGUGCGAUUUGGUCGAACACAAUGCCAUUCAACCUAGAGAAGUAUCUGCCAUGGUUGACCAACGAGGAGCGCGCAGAGCUAUAUGGGAGUAUAAAGUUAGCAGCGUCUUAUCCGCUUGGCCAUCCCGUACGUGAGGGCGUCAUCAGCGCUUACGACGACACGAUGAGGAUCAUGGUAAUCGCAGCCACCGUAUUGAGCGUGGUGCCUAUUUUGCUCGCCCUCGUCAUGCCGAACUGGUACUUGGGGGACAAGCAGAAUGCGAUUGAUGCUGUUGAUCUUACUGGAAGGUCGGAGCUCGAAGAUGACGUUGAGGAUGAGGAAGAGUUGUAGUCUUAGAUUUGUUGGGUAAGAAUAUUCUCAGUACUUUUAUCAUAUGCAGGUGAUUGUCGUUGCACGGCUCUACUCACUCCUGAUUAUUCUUUCUGCUUCUAUAUAUCGUAGUCGUCUACAUAACAUCGUACAUGGGUUUACUGUUAGAGAGAGAUGUUUAUGUUAGGAAUGUUACCUUCGAACUUCAGAAUUCUCCGACUUCGGGACAGUGGGUUCAAACGAAAAUUGUCUGCAAACAAUACCUGCGAACUUCUUUCCCAAUUUGGCAUUUUUCG
Messenger RNA from Suillus bovinus, 2306 nucleotides. RefSeq names its product major facilitator superfamily domain-containing protein. Lineage: Eukaryota; Fungi; Basidiomycota; Agaricomycetes; Boletales; Suillaceae. The transcript has 16 exons. Gene Ontology annotation, biological process: transmembrane transport. Bases 178 to 2031 code for a protein of 617 amino acids. The record is from RefSeq and is a predicted model, not a curated record. Gene Ontology annotation, molecular function: transmembrane transporter activity.